GGACGGCGCAAGGCCCGCACUACCCGCACGGAUUCACAAGCCCCAGAUCGACCCUUACCGUAUAGCUAAAAUGCCGACGCACUGCUGUGUCCCCUGGUGUAAGCAGCGUGGACCCAAGGAUCCAGACGGGAACAAGGUUUCGUAUCAUCGCUUCCCAAGAGAUGCCACAUUAUACAAAAAGUGGAUCAUCGCCAUCAAGCGCGAUGAAGGGAAAUUCUUCAACGUGACAAAAUGCACAAAAGUGUGUUCAAGGCAUUUCCUGCCAUCAGACUUUAUUCCCAGUGUAUCCUGUGGCAACAACUUGCUGCGACAAACAGCCUGCCCCAGUGUGUUCAGCUUUGGCAAAAUGCAGCAGCUUCGCAAGCCACCGAAGAAGCGAACAUCAGAUUCCAGAUCAGCACAUCAGAUUCCAGAUCAAGCUACUGCUCAAGCAUCGACUGUAGAAGACAGUGAAGCAAGAUUUUUUGAUGACCAGUCUACUGAUCGAUCGUCUGCAGCAGCUGUAGGGUCCGACACACCUGAAACAGAGGGAGACACCACCAGUUGUUCACCUGCUGCUGGUACAGUCCCUUCAUUAGGUGGUGGCGAGCCUGUCAGUGAAGUGGAACGUCUUGAGGGUGUGGUUGCCACACAGGGCAAUGAAAUAGACAGACUUAAAUAUGAAUGUGAAGUCCUCCAGGAGCAGCUGCUCCAAACGAAGACAGAGAUGCACCUCUCUCUCCAAGAAAAUCACCGCCUCACUACACGUCUUGAAGAGACAGAAAGUUUAACAAGCUUUUGCGUUGAGCAUUUUAAACACUCAAAUGAGGACUUGCUUGCCUACACAGGAAUGCCAACAUACCGGCACUUCCUGGCAUUGAUGGCUUACAUCAAUCCUGGAAAGAAUGGGAGUAACGUUUUGAGGAAUGCUGGCAUCAAAGCUAGCGGGGGCCGACGGCGGACAGUGGAGAAUGAGCUGUUCCUCGUACUUGUGAGGCUUCGUCUUGGCCUCUUCGAGCAUGACCUGGCACACAGAUUUGGCAUCACUCAAUCAACAGUGUCACGCAUAUGUGUGUCAUGGAUUAACUUCAUGUACAUAAGACUCUGCAAAUUACCACUCUGGGCAUCAAGAGCUGUAAUAGACGCAACAUUGCCUGCAGCAUUCAGUGCGUAUUCAACAACAAGGGUUAUUUUGGAUGCAACUGAGAUAAAGUGUGAGGUGCCCUCCUCACUGUCUCUCCAAUCGAGCUCCUACUCUGCUUACAAGUCUUCAAAUACCUUUAAAGGCCUCAUUGGUGUUUCACCAAAUGGCUUAGUUACCUUUGUGUCAGAGCUCUACGCAGGUUCUAUCUCGGACAGGGAGGCCGUACUGAAAAGUGGAUUUCUCGACCUCAAGUUUGAUGGAAAUGAUUCCGUCAUGGCAGACAAGGGGUUCUUGAUUGAGGACCUUUUGGCAAGAAAAAAUGUCAAGCUAAACAUUCCACCAUUUCUGCACAGGAAUGCCCUCUCUGAACAACAAUUCUUUGGCUUCCUGUCCUUCGACUGGAGCAUUUCUGUUCCGGUGGUUCCCAUGGAAUUCAGCACCAACCCGCCUGCUCCUGCCUUCGACGGCUGUGUCGCCGAAGAAAUCUGGACUACACAAUUCUUUGGCUUCCUGUCCUUCGACCGGAGCAUUUCUGUUCCGGUGGUUCCCAUGGAAUUCAGCAGCAACCCGCCUGCUCCUGCCUUCGACGGCUGUGUCGCCGAAGAAAUCUCGACUACACAAAUGACCCUCAGCUGCUUCUCGUUGUGCCUGUACAUCUGCAUUCAACGGUCUUGCAUGAGCUUCACGACGAACCAACUGCUGGUCACCUUGGCGCAUCCCACACGUACGACCGUGUCUGGCGCCGCUUCUUUUGGCGCGGUAUCACCCAGCCUGUUCGACGUUACGUGA
Dermacentor silvarum is the source of this 1912-nucleotide messenger RNA. RefSeq lists its product as uncharacterized. The transcript has 5 exons. The record is from RefSeq and is a predicted model, not a curated record. NCBI's taxonomy places the organism in Eukaryota, Metazoa, Arthropoda, Arachnida, Ixodida, Ixodidae. The coding region runs from base 71 to 1912 and encodes 613 amino acids.